UACUCCCAAAACUUUAUGAUUUUGCUAAGAAGUUCUGCAGACAACUUGGCAAGUGCUGAAGAGCUGAGUUACACAAUAUCUGCACAAAUGGCGUCUGGCAGUGAGAAACGAAUUCAAAUGAGUGAUGGGAACAAGAUCCCUAUUAUAGGAUUUGGCACGUUUGCCCCUGAAUAUUUGCCAAAGGCUCCGAGUGAAGAAGCCACAAAACUUGCAAUUGAAGUUGGUUAUCGCUAUAUAGAUGGAGCCCACCUAUAUCGCAAUGAGGAAGAAGUUGGAAAGGCCAUCAAAGAAAAGAUUAAAGAUGGAACAGUAAAACGUGAAGACAUUUUUUAUACAGGGAAGUUGUGGAGCUCCUUUCAUGUACCUGAACUAGUUGAAAAAAACGUAAGACAAUCCCUGAAGACACUCCAGCUGAGCUACAUGGAUCUUUUUAUCAUCCACUGGCCUUUUUCUUUCAAGUCUGGAGGAAGUUUUUUCCCAAGGGAUGAAAAUGGCAAAAUUAUUCUUGACUUAAAUGCUGACCUGUGUGCUGUUUGGGAAGCCAUAGAGAAAUGUAAAGAUAAGGGACUGGUUCGAUCAAUUGGGGUCUCCAACUUUAACGAGAAACAGCUUGAGAUGAUCCUUAACAAACCAGGUCUGAAGUACAAGCCAGUUUGUAACCAGGUGGAAUGUCAUCCGUACCUAACUCAGAAAAAGUUGAUGGAGUACUGCAAGAGUAAAGACAUAUUGAUGACUGGGUACAGUGUUGUGGGGUCAAACAGACAUAGAGAUUGGGUGGACCACAAUGCCCCAAUUCUACUAGAAGACCCAGUGCUAAAUUCAUUAGCUAAGAAACACAACAAGACUCCAGCUCAGAUAUCAAUCCGAUACCUAAUCCAACGUGAGAUUGUGCCCAUUGCGAAGAGCUAUAAUCCUGAGCGGAUCAAGGAAAAUUUUCAGGUCUUUGACUUUCAAUUGCCUCAAGAAGACAUGGAAACUAUUGAUGGACUGAACAGAAAUCUGCGUUAUAUGUUAUUCCCAGAAUUUUUAGAUCAUCCACAACAUCCAUUCAGAGACGAAGUCUGAGAAAUAUACAAUCCUAUACAUGGCCGGACUGGGAAUAAAAGCAGCCCUGGAAAAAAGUUGAAGACCAGUCCCAUUUUUCAAUAAAGGGACAGUCAACUCAAAUAUUGGUAUUGUUUAAAAAGAGAGAUAAUCCCUUUAUGACCCAUUCCCCAGUUUUGCACAGCCAACAUGGUUAUAUUCAUAUUCUUUUAACCUCAGCCCCCUGAUCACAUGGCUUUUUAUUUUUUUAUCUAUUGACUAGCCUUUUAGCCAAUUAGUGCUUUGUCAGCCACAACCCACAGGUGUGAGCACAAUGUUAUCUAUAAGGCCCGCAUGGAUUAAUAGUCUCUUGUUGGGAAAAGCUAAUAAAAAAGCAUGUGAUAAGUAGUGACUAAUAAACAGGCAGAAAUUUAGAGGCUAAACUGUCAUAAAGUAUAUUAACCCUUUGAGUGCUGUGCACUUUCCCACUUGGGUGCUAAGCUGAUAUGAGGGGUUUUGAAUUUUUUUAAAUUAUUAUUUUUUUUUUACUUUUUUUUUUUUCAGAUCCCCAAGACCUAUACCGUUGGAAAGGUUUAGGCGAUUACCUUUCCAACGGUGGGUCUUGGGGGUCUGUAGCUGCUUAGAUGCCUCAGAUACAGGCUACAUCCCUAUACUUGUCAUUGUCUUUUUUUAAUAAAGUUGUGCGGUGACGUCAUCACAUCAUUGAGCGUGACAUCAACAGGCAAAACGUGAAGUCCUGGUGAUGCCUGUCACUAUACAGGCCCGAUCGCCGGGGUAGGAGUGGGUAGGAGCCCCCAGAUCUCCCUGAAGGUGGGAGAGUGCUAGCAACGGCUCUGAGCCGUCGUUAGCACCUGAGUAGGAAACUCUGCGACAACUCAAAACCGUCAUUAGCACUCAAGGGGUUAAUAUAACAAUUUUGUUUGUGCAAAGCUGGGGAAUGGGUAGUAAAGGUGUUAUCUAUCUUUUUAAACAAUAACAAUUUUGGUGUUGACUGUCCCUUUAAGUUUGUAGAAUGCACAAGCCCCUUUUUUCCCAAGGGGAUAACUUUGAUACUCCUUUCCCCAAUAAUUUUCAGAAUUAAAUUAUCUCCGUUUGUAAUAAAAAAAAGUAAUUGCCAGAAUGUUGUUGUAUAGGCCCACUACAACUGCAUAUAAUCCAUGGCUCCCUUUCACAGUGGGAAAAUGAUUAUCUAUAGUGUCAACUGGAGUAGACAGACACUUAAAACAGUAUGCCACUUUUGACUAGAUAAUAGAAACCCUUAAUACUUAUCGCUCAGAAGAGGAAAGAAGAGAGGUGAUACAUUUGUAUGACUUCACCAGCCUCACCACCCCCUUUCAUGAAAGCUGGCCAGCCCCAGCUGCUCCGGCCCCCUAGGAAAUCAGCUGGUGGCCUGGUAGACCGAUCCUGCCUAAUGACCCCCAAUGAAAUAUUUUUCUACCAUGAUAUGAAUACAUGAUUCUACAUUUGAAAAUGUAACUUGCUAUAACAAUUACCGUUGCCAGCUGCCUUCUACACAAAUACUAAAAAAAAUACUUUAAAAAAAUACUAGGCCUAGGAAUGGGAGGUAGGUGGGAGUAAAACCUUGACCUAUUUCCAAUGCUUUAAAUACCGCUACACUUGUAAUCUGGACCUAUAUUAAUAAGAUAACAUAUAAGUGAUAGUGGAACGUAAACUUGUGUUGUCAUAAAACAAUAGUACAGUGAGGCCCCGGUUUACGCACGACUCGGUAUACGAAAUUUCGGUUUACGAAAUCGAAAUUUGAAGAAAAUUUGACUCGGUUUACGAAUUUUUUUCGCAAUACGAAACAAAAUGCCGGUUUGCCCCCCUCGGUUUACGAAUAUUUUUCGCAAUACGAAACCAGUGGCCCCUGUGCCCCCUGCAUACUCAAGUAUGAUUGAAUUAAUGAAGUUUGGGUACCAGUGUAGAGGUGUUGGAGAGGUUUUGGAGCCAUUUUGCAGCAAGUUGUUGAGCCUUUUGGAGCCAUUUGCAGCAAGUUGUUAAGCCUUUUGGAGCCAUUUGCAGCAAGUUGUGGAGCCUUUUGGAGACAUUGGAGCCAUUUGCAGCAAGUUGUUAAGCCUUUUGGAGCCUUUUGGAGCCUUUUUUGGACACUUUACUUGAAUUUUUUCGGACCUCCGGAACGCAUUAAUUGAUUUUCAAUGCAUUCCUAUGGGAAACCGUGUUUCGGUUUACGAAUUUUUCGCAAUACGAAACGACCCGGAGAACGAAUUAAAUUCGUAAACCGAGGCCUCACUGUAAUUGCUAAAGAAUAUGCUAAAUCUACCUAAACUACAGCAAGGGGCAUGAAUUUUAUAACUGGUAAGUAUAUAACCAAUUCCUUAUCUUAUUGCAAACUUUAAAUGAGAUCACAUAUGCAGAGCCAUCAUGAGAAUAAACAAUGUGACUCAAAUUUCUUUCUUUGCUACAAUGUAAAACACUUUACACAUU
Molecule: messenger RNA, 3489 nt
Organism: Bombina bombina (fire-bellied toad)
Lineage: Eukaryota; Metazoa; Chordata; Amphibia; Anura; Bombinatoridae
Product: aldo-keto reductase family 1 member C1
Exons: 9
Coding region: 16-1065 (349 amino acids)
Biological process (GO): steroid metabolic process
Cellular component (GO): cytosol
Molecular function (GO): steroid dehydrogenase activity; ketosteroid monooxygenase activity; aldose reductase (NADPH) activity
Source: RefSeq, a predicted model, not a curated record